UCCAGGUUUCGAUGUCCUAUUCACUCUUCACUUGCUGUCACUGACCACAUGGCCUCAUAACAGGUUGUAGCAUAUGGACUGAUUAUUCAUUCAUUUACAUACUGUUAAAUUUGUCUGUCGAUGGAUCGCACCACACCCACCACUCCAAGUCGUCCCAGUUCGGCGUGGACUAGUAAUUCACUCUUCGCCGAUUCUGCUAUCAGCGUUGGGGCGAACACUCCUGGUCAACCCGAUAAACCCCCUCCAUUCGCAAAGCUGUCUGAAACUCCUCCUCUUCCCGACCUUGCGACGCGUCUCAAUGGUCUUGUAUCGGAAAUAUGGGCCAAUGAACAGGAUGGUGAGAUCCGCGGUGAAAAAAGGAGAAAACUUGAGCAAGCAAUGCGUGAUAUCGAGGUCGUGCUGGAGGAUGAUCUGUCGGAAGGAAGAGGAUCGGAGACGACUACACCGCAACCCGCGGUGCCAAUAGAAGAAGAUCAUCAGACUGCUUCGGACCAAGACCUUGAGGCCGUUCGAUUGAGGCUGGCAGCUACCGUCGAAGCCAUGCGUAUGCGCCACCAAGAGCAAAGGCAUCUACAUCAACUCACUGUCCAAAAGCUGGAAGCGGUUGCGCAGCGAUGCUCAAGCCAGGACAGGCAACUGCGAGAAUAUGCCGAGAAUAUGACCAUGCUGCAGCAUGAAAAUCACCUUUUGAGGCAACAAAAUGACCGCAUGCAUUCAGAGCUCAACCAAGCUCACACAGAAUCGGCGAAAAAAGAUGUCGCUGUCAAUGCCAUGUCAAGCGCGGUCUCCGGUUUGGAAGGAUGGAUUAAUACUUCACCGACCCCCAGUCGCAGUGUGCGACAGGUCGUAACACGAGGUCGUGGCAGGUUCCGUGGUCGAUAUUACGCGGGUGAACCCUCUGAAGCCUCACCGAGACAUGGUCAAGAUGGUGCGCCAGAUGCAAAGGCUUUACACGAGGGUGUAACUGCCUGGCUUCGAGGAUUUCGAGAUGUCGAGGAGGAGCUGCAAGCGUUGAAGUACUCAAAGCCUUCACCGCGGAAGGCGCGGAAGAGCAAUUCCGACUUUAGUGAUGACGAAUGGGGUGAUUUUGAGCGUGCGCCUGCCUCAUGAUUAAUGAAUGCAAAUCCGACCCAGACGGACAUGCGUACUGGUUGACUGCCUCCAAAUGUUAUCUUUAAUCCGUUGGAGACCUAACUCCAGCUUUUGUGGUUCGUGAUAUGUGAUAUGCGCGUUAGGGCCUAGGUUAAUCGCCAAAGUGUUGCGGCGGGAUGCAGGGUCUUCACAUGAAAUCUGAGAAGAUCGCUGUGCGGUUCGAGAGGUCAACGUUGGAAGUUGAUCACGGCAACCUAAAAAUGUUAGAUUGGAGAAACAAGAAUACCAGAUCAAGGCUCACCUGAACACCUAGUC
Molecule: messenger RNA, 1407 nt
Organism: Exophiala oligosperma
Lineage: Eukaryota; Fungi; Ascomycota; Eurotiomycetes; Chaetothyriales; Herpotrichiellaceae
Exons: 1
Coding region: 121-1110 (329 amino acids)
Source: RefSeq, a predicted model, not a curated record